CAACACCAAGGGGGCGCGGCAGGGACCUGGUGGCACCCCUGCCGCAUAACGAAUAAAGAGGAGAAGGCCGCAUAAUGAGGCCUAGGUCCCCCCUCCUAAAGGGGGGACUAAGACGAGCGCGGAAAUAAGCGUGGCGCGGGGGUCAUCCGGAGAUUUGCGUUGAAGUACCCGGAUGGCCCCCCAAAGUGCUGAGGUGGCCACUCCCGGUGGUUUUAGUGAGGUAGGCGCCCCUAUUGCACACUGGCCUCGAGGUGUCAAAUACUCGAGUGUCAGGGGGUGAGUCCCACACACCACCCGUCCCUCUCUCCAGGAGGGACGGGUGACGGUCCAUGAGGAUUUCCACCGGGUCAAAAAAAAAAAAGGUUAUGUUAUGACUAGGCGUCCGGGUCCCGCUACCGAAUAGGCUCGGGGUAUCACCUGCCUGUCGUAAGAGGCGACUAAAGCUGCCUUUUCACCUUGCGUCUGGAAGCCAGAUCCGUUUGGUCGGUUACCCCCACUUCGUUGCAUAUUUCUUUUUUGUUUGAGGGGAAUGGAAGCUGACUUCGAAAGCCAACGCUAAAACCACCGCUCCCUUUUCACCUUGUGUCUGGAAGCCAGAUCCGUUUGGCCGGUUACCCCCACUCCGUGACACGUUUUCGUUUUGAUCACAACUGCAUAUAGUUGUGACUUAUUAUUAGUGCUUGCAUAAAUAAUUGUGUACUGCGCUCUUUUUAAAUAAAGAAUGCGUGUGAAACUAACUAUAAACGGUUCAAACCGUAUAUUAACAUCGACUUUACGUAAUACGUUCGUAAGAAAAGUAAUAUUUGAGAUUAGGAAACGACGAAUGCUCGUGAUGUGUGCAGUUAUAGAAGCAAUGGAAGAAAACAAGAAGAGAAGUUACCAAAAGAAGCGAUACUGGGUUGCACCUUACUUAAAGGAUCGUCCCGAGCAUAGUUUUUACCAUGUGUCCAUUCCAAAACUGAUCGAAGAGGAUGGGGAAACGUUCUACAACUACUUUCGUAUGCCGGUAACACAGUUUGACGAAUUAUUGUCGAUUGUUGGACCACUAUUGGUGAAACAAAGUUUUUUUCGGGACUGCAUAUCACCGAAAGAACGUUUGUCGUUAACAUUGAGGUUUCUUGCCUCCGGUGAUUCAAUGACGUCAAUGUCGUAUCAGUAUCUCGUUGGGGUGACAACAGUGUUCAAUAUUGUUCGAGAAACGUGUGCAACAAUUUGGAAGACUUUGUGUCCUAUUGUAUUACCAUCUGCAUUGUCAGAAGAGGACUAGAUAGUUAUCGCAAGAUUUCGAAGAUCGCUGUUCUUUUACUCACUGCAUCGGUGCCAUCGAUGGCAAACACGUAAUAAUUUAAGUAACUAUCUUUUCUUCUAUUAACUGUGUGACACACCAUAGAAUAUUAUGUACGGGUGUAUUGUACUUUCAACCGCCGAAUAAAUUAAUUGUUCGUUUUAUUUUAGUGUCCCAACAAUGCAGGGUCAACAUACUACAACUAUAAGCAUGCUCAUAGUGUAGUAUUGUUGGCCAUCUGCGAUGCAAACUACAUAUUACGUUUUGUGGAUAUAGGAGCUUAUGGGCGACAAAGUGAUGGAGGUAUUUUCGCCAACAGCUCUAUGGGCAAAAAGUUCAGCACAGACCGGAUGAAUGUGCCGAAAGAAGCAGCUGUUGUAGGAGGACGCAUUCUACUAUAUUGCCUUGUGGGGGAUGAAGCUUUCCCAUUAAAACCAUAUCUGCUUCGUCCGUAUCCGGGAAAGAACGGACUGACGCAGGAGCAGGAUAUAUAUAACUAUAGAUUGAGCCGUGCAAGGAGAAUUAUAGAAAAUACCUUUGGUAUUUUAGCUAGCCAGUGGCGAAUAUAUCGCAAACCAAUUAUUGCUUCUCCAGAUACUGCAAAAUUGAUGGUGCAAGCUACGGUUUGUUUGCAUAAUUGGAUCCGAAAAGGCGAUAUUGGGAAAAAUGUCUACGUUCCCCCAGGUAUGGUUGAUCAAGAUCAUGCUAGUGAUCCAAGCAAUUUCACACCAGGUUCUUGGCGGAGAAUAAUUGAGGAUGGCUGCGCAUUACAAGAUAUAAGUAAUUGCGGAACAAAUACUUCUACUCGGAAUGCUAUACACAUUCGUGAUGAAUUUCGCGAAUACUUCUCCAGUGAAGGAUCGGUGCCGUGGCAAACAAAUCGCCACAAAUAAACCAUUGUUACAUGUACUGCGUUCUUUAUUUUUAUCACAGAUAAUUCGUAGCCUAAUCUAACAAUGUUUCUACUAUUUUUUAUGUUGAAAUAAUAAAACAAUUAUUUAUUGAUUUAUUUAUUAAUUAAUUUAUUUACAGUC
Messenger RNA from Vollenhovia emeryi, 2319 nucleotides. RefSeq lists its product as uncharacterized. Lineage: Eukaryota; Metazoa; Arthropoda; Insecta; Hymenoptera; Formicidae. The record is from RefSeq and is a predicted model, not a curated record. The coding region runs from base 1609 to 2178 and encodes 189 amino acids. The transcript has 2 exons.